Molecule: messenger RNA, 1555 nt
Organism: Nymphaea colorata (pocket water lily)
Lineage: Eukaryota; Viridiplantae; Streptophyta; Magnoliopsida; Nymphaeales; Nymphaeaceae
Product: probable aquaporin PIP1-2
Exons: 4
Coding region: 221-1087 (288 amino acids)
Biological process (GO): response to water deprivation; transmembrane transport
Cellular component (GO): plasma membrane; plasmodesma; vacuole
Molecular function (GO): water channel activity
Source: RefSeq, a predicted model, not a curated record
AAAAACAACCUCUGGUUUCCUACUUUUUGAAGACCACCCAACACCUUACAUUCUUCCACUAUUACCCCUUCUUUAAUCCAUUUUUUGUUUACUUUUCUCUAUAAAAACUGGUCUUCCACAUUUUACAGGCUUCACCGGCCACGCAGCCCAUCUGUUGUUUUCUAACUUUUCUUGCUUUUCUGGGGGAGGGUUUGAGAGAGAAGAGAAUAGCCGAGGAAGAAUGGAGGGGAAGGAGGAAGAUGUGAAGCUUGGGGCAAACAAAUUCUCAGAGAGGCAACCUAUCGGCACAGCAGCCCAGGGAGCGGACAAGGACUACAAGGAGCCUCCACCAGCGCCAUUCUUCGAACCAGGAGAGCUGAAGUCAUGGUCCUUCUGGAGAGCCGGCAUUGCAGAGUUCAUGGCCACUUUCCUUUUCUUGUACAUCACCAUUCUCACCGUCAUGGGUGUGAACGGUUCCAAGGGAGUUUGUUCUUCAGUGGGUAUCCAAGGGAUUGCCUGGGCUUUUGGUGGUAUGAUCUUUGCCUUGGUCUACUGCACUGCAGGGGUAUCAGGCGGCCACAUCAACCCCGCAGUGACUUUCGGGUUGCUGCUCGCCAGGAAGCUGUCCCUCACAAGGGCCCUCUUCUACAUGUUCAUGCAGUGCGCUGGCGCUAUUUGUGGUGCUGGUGUCGUAAGGGGAUUUGAGCACCGCCAGUACAAGCUGUUAGGUGGGGGUGUUAACUUUGUCAAACCAGGUUACACUAAAGGCGACGGUCUUGGCGCAGAGAUCAUUGGCACAUUUGUGCUUGUCUACACCGUCUUCUCUGCUACUGAUGCCAAGAGAAAAGCCAGAGAUUCUCAUGUUCCUAUUCUGGCUCCCCUGCCUAUUGGGUUUGCAGUCUUCCUUGUUCAUCUUGCUACCAUCCCCAUCACUGGAACUGGCAUUAACCCCGCUAGAAGCCUUGGAGCCGCCAUCAUCUAUAACAGCGAGCACGCUUGGCAUGACCAUUGGAUCUUCUGGGUGGGACCCUUCGUCGGAGCUGCCCUUGCCGCGGUGUACCACCAGAUGAUCAUUAGAGCAAUCCCAUUCAAAGCCAGUAGGCCUUAGGUAGAAAUGAAUGAUUUUCAUUAAUGAUUUCAUCCCCACCAACCUACCGACGAUGAUGAUCAUCACCACCAUUGAUGGUCCUUUCUUUUUUCGGUUUCCUGGGGUGUGAGUGUACGUGUGUGUGUUUCCUCAUGUGUGUGUAUUCAUAUCAGAGAGAUACAUAUCAGAGAGAUACUGUUAGUGUGUGCUCAUUUAUUUUUUUCUAUUGUACUUUUGCUGUAUCGAACCAUUUCGGUGUGUUAUGGAAGGACCCAAGCCAGCUGAAAGCCUGAAAGGUCCCUUGGCCAACGAGGUGAUCAAGCCCAUGGAUGAAAUUUUUCAUAUCAUGAGGAUCAGUGGAGCAGCAUAUAGCCAGAGUCCUCCUGGGUUGCCCAAAAAAAAAAAAAAUUAAGUAUAUGCAAUAUGUUGUUUGUUUUACUCGCCAUUUGUUGUUAAGGGGAAAUAAAAAUUUUAAAAUUUUAAGUGGCA